Molecule: messenger RNA, 4669 nt
Organism: Alligator sinensis (Chinese alligator)
Lineage: Eukaryota; Metazoa; Chordata; Crocodylia; Alligatoridae
Gene: GRIK4
Product: glutamate ionotropic receptor kainate type subunit 4
Exons: 20
Coding region: 1377-4256 (959 amino acids)
Biological process (GO): monoatomic ion transport; modulation of chemical synaptic transmission; synaptic transmission, glutamatergic
Cellular component (GO): kainate selective glutamate receptor complex; plasma membrane; postsynaptic membrane
Molecular function (GO): kainate selective glutamate receptor activity; transmitter-gated monoatomic ion channel activity involved in regulation of postsynaptic membrane potential
Source: RefSeq, a predicted model, not a curated record
AAAGCCAGGGGCACAAGGGAUUCAAUUUUUUAUUAAGCAGAUAGAGAUGAGUUGUCAUAGAGAGCUGCUGUCCUGAAUCAGGAAUGCAAAGUCAGCUGGCCUGAAAUCAGCAUUGGCUUCAUGCACCCUCAAAAGUUGCUCUGGCUGUUGAUCUCCUCAUAGCAGGCUUUGCAGAACAAAGACUGAGCUAUUCUUUGGGAAGAGCAUGGUACAGAGAAUUGAGCACUUGUGACUCGUGUGGGCAGAGGUAGAUCUAGGGUCUGCUGUGCUGCCCCUUGACACCAGGUCACAAAAAUGAGGUGGGAAGGAGACUGGCACGAUGAGUUGCAGUGGCUUUUAGGUGUAAGGAAUUUCAGGACACCUAAAUUGGGUGUGGAUUUGUCAUGAGUGGGGGCUGGUUUGAGAUGGAGAAACUCUGGAUCAGAGAUGGGUUAAAAUGCAUGCAGGUUGUGCCGGGAGGAUAGACUUGGCUUCAGUUCCCAGCUCUGUCAUAGCCUCUCCCUGUACAUCUCACUUCAUUUAGGCCUCAGUUUCCCCAUGUGAAAAUGGGGCUGUCAUGAUGGUAAAUUCCUGGAAGCUCCACACCUCACAAAGAGUUACCGGCCUGGGCAGCUGUGUAACUAUGGAGGCAGAUAUAUAUAAUAUAUAGUGCCCUGUAAAGCCCUUGAUACCACAAGGCAUCCUGCUUAAAACGUGCGUUCUGCAGGAAUAACAGGCACACAUUAGCUGCCUAAAAACCUGGCUUGCUGACCAAUCUCAAAACCAUUGGUUAAUGGGGGGGAUACCAGCACUUGGUACCAUUUGAACUGAUCCCAAAGGACUUGCUCUUAGCUGAUAUUUUUCUUUGAUGUAGAUGACGAUAUCAAAUCUGAGCUGAUUAAGUUUGCAGAUGACUCCAAGACUGAUGUGAUAUGGCAGCAAAAAAGGCUGUGGGGGGAGCAGGGGGAAGGGGAAGGUGGUUACUCUUACACAGCUGUCUGUCUCAAUAUGACAAAAUGUUUAAUACAGCAAAGCACAAGGUAAUACAUCAGGAGCAAAGAACAGUAACUACCUUUACUGGUCCCUUAGGAAACAGUGUCUCAAGAAGAGAAGGGCUUGAGGUGGUUAUCAAUGAUAACCCUUAACAUGAGCUGUCACUGUGUUGCUGUGACUAAAAGAGACGGGGGACUUUUUGGAUGUAUAUGAAGGGGACCUACUCCGGCGGGCUUUAAACUAGACUCGUCAGGGGAAGGGGAAGAUGAGGGCGGAGGAUACAUCAGACUACCAGACCAAACGGCGCCCACAACUACAGCCCAGCCCAGACCGACAAGCGCAGCAGAUAAACAGAGUUAUGUCAUGCCCAGACCACCACAGGGCUCCAUGAGGAUUUAUAGAAGAUGCCCCGGGUCUUGGCGCCUCUGGUGCUCCUUCUGGUGUGGCUAAUGAAGAUCGCUGCCAGCCCCCACUCCCUGAGGAUCGCUGCCAUUCUGGAUGACCCGAUGGAGUGCAGCAGAGGGGAGAGGCUGUCAAUCACCCUAGCGAAGAAUCGGAUCAAUCGGGCCCCAGAGCGAGCAGGAAAAGCCAAAGUGGAGGUGGACAUUUUUGAGCUGCUGAGAGACAGUGAAUAUGAGACAGCGGAAACCAUGUGCCAGAUUCUGCCGAAAGGGGUGGUAGCUGUCCUGGGACCUUCAUCAAGUCCGGCUUCAAGCUCUAUUAUCAGCAAUAUCUGUGGGGAGAAAGAGGUCCCUCAUUUCAAAGUGGCCCCAGAAGAAUUCCUCAAGUUCCAGUUCCAGCGAUUCACCACCUUGAACCUCCAUCCCAGCAACACAGACAUCAGUGUGGCUGUUGCUGGGAUCCUGAAUUUCUUUAACUGUACCACUGCCUGCCUCAUCUGUGCCAAAGCUGAAUGCCUUUUAAACCUAGAGAAGUUGCUUCGUCAAUUCCUCAUCUCCAAGGACACCCUCUCCGUACGGAUGCUGGAUGACAGCCGGGACCCUACCCCUCUCCUAAAAGAGAUCCGGGAUGACAAAACUGCCACCAUCAUCGUACACGCAAAUGCCUCCAUGUCUCACAUCAUCCUCCAGAAGGCAGCCGAACUGGGGAUGGCAUCAGCCUAUUACACAUAUAUCUUCACUAACCUGGAGUUUUCCCUCCAGCGACUGGACAGCCUGCUGGAUGACCGGGUGAACGUCUUGGGAUUUUCCAUCUUCAACCAAUCUCAUGCUUUCUUCCAAGAGUUCGUCCAGAGCCUCAACCACUCCUGGCAAGAGAACUGUGACCACGCUCCCUUUACAGGCCCUGCGCUGUCUUCUGCCUUGUUGUUUGAUGCCGUUUAUGCCGUUGUGAGUGCAGUCCAGGAGUUGAACCGGAGCCAGGAAAUUGGUGUGAAACCCCUGUCCUGUGGCUCUGCACAGAUCUGGCAGCAUGGUACCAGCUUGAUGAACUACCUGAGAAUGGUAGAAUUGGAAGGUCUCACCGGCCACAUCGAAUUCAACAGCAAAGGUCAGCGGUCAAACUAUGCCCUGAAAAUCCUGCAGUACACACGCAGUGGCUUCAGACAGAUUGGUCACUGGCAUGUUUCUGAAGGACUUACCAUGGACAACAGAAUCUUCUCUUCCAACAUCUCUGAUAGUCUGUUCAACACCACCCUCAUUGUCACGACCAUCCUGGAAAACCCUUACUUAAUGCUGAAGUGGAACCACCAGGAGCUGGAGGGAAAUGAUCGCUAUGAAGGCUUUUGUGUGGACAUGCUGAAGGAGCUGGCAGAGAUCCUCCACUUCAACUACAAGAUCCACCUCGUUGGGGAUGGGGUGUAUGGUGUGCCCGAGGCUAACGGCACCUGGACUGGCAUGGUGGGGGAGCUGAUUGCCCGGAAAGCCGACUUGGCAGUGGCUGGCCUGACGAUUACUGCAGAGCGGGAGAAGGUGAUUGAUUUCUCUAAGCCAUUCAUGACUCUGGGAAUUAGCAUUCUCUACCGAGUUCAUAUGGGGCGCAAACCGGGCUACUUCUCCUUCCUGGAUCCCUUUUCUCCUGGUGUCUGGCUCUUCAUGUUACUUGCCUACCUGGCGGUCAGCUGCGUGCUCUUCCUCGUUGCUCGAUUGACACCAUACGAGUGGUACAGCCCCCAUCCCUGCUCGCAAGGGAGGUGCAAUCUCCUGGUGAAUCAGUACUCCCUCGGCAACAGCCUGUGGUUUCCAGUCGGGGGGUUCAUGCAGCAAGGGUCUACCAUCGCGCCUCGAGCGCUAUCCACACGGUGUGUCAGCGGAGUCUGGUGGGCAUUCACCUUGAUCAUCAUCUCCUCCUACACAGCCAACCUGGCAGCCUUCCUCACUGUGCAACGCAUGGAUGUGCCGAUAGAGUCGGUAGAUGACCUCGCUGACCAGACGGCUAUCGAGUACGGCACCAUUCACGGAGGCUCCAGCAUGACCUUCUUCCAAAACUCCCGUUACCAGACGUACCAGCGGAUGUGGAAUUACAUGUACUCAAAGCAGCCAAGCGUGUUCGUAAAGAGCACGGAGGAAGGGAUCGCCAGGGUGCUGAAUUCCAACUAUGCCUUCCUGCUGGAGUCCACCAUGAACGAGUAUUACCGUCAGCGCAAUUGCAACCUCACGCAGGUCGGGGGCCUUCUGGACACCAAGGGCUACGGGAUUGGCAUGCCAGUCGGCUCCGUCUUCCGCGAUGAGUUCGACCUGGCCAUUCUCCAGCUGCAAGAAAACAACCGGCUGGAAAUCCUGAAGCGCAAGUGGUGGGAAGGAGGCAGGUGUCCCAAAGAGGAAGACCACAGAGCCAAAGGCUUGGGGAUGGAGAACAUUGGAGGAAUCUUCGUAGUUCUCAUAUGUGGCCUCAUCGUAGCAAUUUUUAUGGCAAUGCUGGAGUUUUUAUGGAGCCUCCGGCACGCUGAACAGUCAGAGGUGUCUGUGUGCCAGGAGAUGGUGACAGAGCUGCGCAAUAUCAUCCUCUGCAAGGACAGUUUCCACCCUCGUCGGAAGCGAGGGGGGAUGAUACGGACUCGCCCCGUUAUUCCCGAGGAGCGCCGAGCCCGCAGCACAACCACGCUCAGCAAUGGCAAGCUGUGCGGCGGAGGGGAGCCCGACCCUCUGGCCCAAAGACUUGCACAAGAAGCUGCGCUGGUGGCUCGAGGCUGCACACACAUCCGGGUGUGCCCAGAGUGCCGGAGGUUCCAGGGCCUCCGGGCACGGCCGGCUCCCGGCUCGCCCGCACGAAGCGAAGAGAGCUUGGAGUGGGAGAAAACCACCAACAGCAGCGAACCCGAGUAGAGCGCGGCAAGGGCGUGGGCAAGGAGGGUCGUGUUCCAUUUUACAGAACAUGGACUUGUACAAUGUGAAACUCGUUUUUAAAUUAAAAGCAGUUACCCAGCUUCUCAAGACCAAGACAAAGGCUACGAACCAGGCCCAGCCAGAGACAUUUUGGUAUCUUACCCUAUUUAAGAGGACAUUGCUCCUACUGGAAUACUAAUCACCAGGAGGAAGAUCCUCUGGUUGGCCUAUCUUGAGCAGCUACCCCUCACCUUGAAACUCUGGGGUGGGGAGGAGGGACGCUGAGGGCAAUUCACAUACCAGAUCUGCUCCAACGGGGGGCAAGAGUCAUUGUUGGAAAUUCCCCAUCCUAGGACAAAAGAAAGGACAAUAAUGCCAUCUCUCCCAAUCACAUAGAUUCAAAAAAGGAUGUU